UUUUUCAUUUGCAAUCUAAUUGUAAAUCGCAGAUCUUCCGCGUCACACGUUUGAUAUCAAUUAAAAUUAAAAUAAUGAAAUAGACGUGAUAGUUUUACUUUUAAGUGAUAAGUGAAAAACAUUUUGAAAAUGGCGGAAGAUUUGCAUAAUAAGCGUCAAGAAAUUUUGGAUGAAAUAAUUAAUAGGAAAAAACUGGGAGACAAGAAAUUUCAUUCAGAAACAUCGCUUCAACAUUAUGAGGAAGAUGUCGAAAAGAAUGAUCCGGAAACUCGUGAAGAUCCCGGGAUUCUAAAUAGAUCUCUGAAUAACCUAACGGAGGAGACGUUUCCUGAACGAAGGCGGACCAUGUCGCAACCCGGUCCCUUGUCCGGGAACCUCCCGACUGCUACUAUGGCGCGUAUGGCGAGAAGACGCAACAACCGUAAUGUGGCCUAUAUUGACGAAAACAGCGAGAAACAAGUACCCAAGCUGGUAAUUUCAAGUAGAGGUGAAGAUUCUGGAUCAACAACACCCAUAGGUGACAAAAACUCCACCCCAUUGCAGAAUGGUGGCUACAGAAAUGGAGACAUAAAAUCUCUAAGCAGUUACCGUUUGUAUACGCCCGCGAACGACAUACGCGGUGGGGCUACUCCUAGGAAACGUUCCGUUGCCACCAUGGACGCGCAAUCGCUCCGAUCUAUAGAAACUCAUGCGCCACCCCCCACUAAUCCUAAGGAGAAUACGAAGCUCACCGUUAAAUACUUGUCCCUGGUCACAAGCUGCAUGUAUGCAAUAUUAUUAGUGACCGCAGGAAUAAUGAUUUAUUUAGCAGAUAGAUUUAUAGAGCAAGACCCAGCUGUGUACUAUUCUCUCAUACUCUGUUCAGCGGGAUUCAUCUACCAUAUUUAUUUAAUCAUAGAUAUCGGACGAUAUAAAAAGAAAGCGCUGAAAAACCAAAGAAUAAAAGCAUUAAAUGAAGAAAAGAUAUCCGAUUUCUACAGGAAUGAAGACGAAGACUAUGACAUACGGUCAUCUGGAGAAAGGGGUGAGCCCUUCCGAGCUUUGUCAUUGCCUCAACUAAUUCCUUUGAGCCACGACUACUGUUUCAGCCAGGGCAGGCAUUCUGGAAGUUUCUAUCUCAAACUUGGCGCAGCAGGUUUCGCCAUUGGCCAUCUUAUUCAUUCGAUGCUGCUUUUGACUAUUCAAAUUAGCCUGCUACUCGACGACCACAUUCAUAAUGAUGACUGCGUGAACCUUUAUCAAGUAGCGCUCGACAUUUUAAGCCCGAUAUACUGCUUUUUGCAAUUAUUUUUCAUAUUCAAAUACUCGAACGUGAUAAUAUUGCGGGCUCAGGGCCUAGCGCACUUCGCCUUCAUGCAUAUGAUUGGAAGCAGUCUGUGCUUUUGGAUAUCGGCCAUCGUGAGAGAAACUGUUUUAGGAUUAGUAAAUUACGCCAAUUCUAGAAAUGAAUCUCAUUACGAAACAACGAAUGCAGACGGUACAGUUUCAGUUGAGCCAGCAUCACGCUUCAUAGAUAUAGAUAGCCUGUCAAAUGAGAACUGCACUAACUCUCCAGCUCUAACGACGAUUUACCAGAACUUUUCUCCUUACUUGUACCCAUUUAGCGUCGAAUUCAACAUUUUUAUUGUGGCCGUCUAUUACAUAAUUUGGAGCAAUAUUGGAAACUGUCAAAAUGAAGAAGGCAUCAAUUCUGAAAUCAACUCUAGUUUGGAUGAUACUUAUACGGUUUGCAAGAUUCCGUCAGCUAAUGAGGAAAAUGAUUUCACAAGCAACAUCGUAAUCUACGCAGACUGCCACGCCUCCAACCGAGGCCUGUUCGUCGGCCUCAUCCUCAUGGUGGGCAUCGCCGGGAAUCUCAUACUUGGCUUCGUCUUCAGUAGUGUUGGAGAAGAAUACCUUGAGAUUGGAUACUUGCUGAAUGACGUUACCAAGCUGUGUCUCCACCUUGUGAUGCUCCUAUCAGUAGUAUUCGCGUACAAUCAACUAAGGAAACUGGAUAUAAAUGAACAUCCUACAUCUUUGCUUGAUGAUGUUCUGCUGUUUAUAUGUCUACCAGCUUUCUUCAUGGAGACCAUGUUGUCAAUGGUGGCGACCAUAAACAUCUUGAACGUUGUAAAGUCGAUUGAUUUUAUAGUCAUGGUCGUCCAGGUCCUCGUUCAGACGCCACUCAUCAUGGAUGGCCUUCGGCGAUGCAGCAAUACGAAGAAACUCCGGCGGACGAAGCCUGGGAGGGAACUUCUCAUGUUCCUUAUUAUUGCUAACGUGGGCAUGUGGAUCUUCUACACCUUCUCCUUCAAAUCCCCUGAGAGCCUCGACGAAAGAUACACUUUCUAUGGAAAGGUUUUGUGGUCUAUCCUGGGCCAUGUCACGCUGCCUCUUAUCAUGUUCUAUAGAUUCCAUUCCAGUGUAUGUUUCGCAGAUAUUUGGAAUUCUGCAUACAAACCAGGCAGUGAACAUUAAUUUCACGUCUUAUUUUUGUUCCUUUGUCCACGGCUUUGUACUUGCGUGAUUGUUUUUGAUCUAUAUUUCUCAUUUGUUGUUUAUAAAACAUAGCGAAAUGUAACUUUCAUCUAUAUUCUUUAGGCCUUUUUAUUUGAAAAAUAAAAAUAUUCAUCCAUCCGUCUUUAGGAAGGGUAAACAAAUAGGUAGGUGUAUCAUGGUCAAGUUUUUUAUUAUUUCAUAUCAUCUUAAAUUUGUGAGGUGGUAUAUAUACAUGAAUGCUCGUUUAAGAGCCGUUUUGGUUAACUAAAUUAAAUAAACUUUGAUUGUACGAAGGUAAGAGCUGACCACAAAAUAUUGUGUGUGUAUUGGAGUUAUUGUGAUUUGAUAGUAUUAUGUCCUCCUAUUUUCUUAAAGUUAUUAUUAUGUACGUAGAAAGGAUUUUUAACGUUGAAUUGUAUUGACUGCAUUAUGUGAUAUUUUAUUAACUUGGGUAUUUUUUUUAAAGAUUGUUUCGGCUUUUACGUAGAUGGAUUCGCGAUGAUAAGAUAUGAAUUAAUAGAAAUGUUUUAAGAGUGAUAAGGUUAGAUAAUCUUAACUUGUAUCUAAGGUAGAUAAGCUAAUAGUUGUAUAUUUAGUAGUAACCAAAAUAAUUCCGUAUUUUUGUACAAAUAUAAUACUUAUACCAUUCAA
Molecule: messenger RNA, 3132 nt
Organism: Amyelois transitella
Lineage: Eukaryota; Metazoa; Arthropoda; Insecta; Lepidoptera; Pyralidae
Product: proton channel OtopLc
Exons: 15
Coding region: 130-2460 (776 amino acids)
Biological process (GO): proton transmembrane transport
Cellular component (GO): membrane
Molecular function (GO): proton channel activity
Source: RefSeq, a predicted model, not a curated record